AUGAGUGAGACUAAUGUACCCAGCUUAGAAAUUCUAGUAUCUGAUCCACAGAAACGUUCCGGAGAUCAAACUAGCACUUCAUCAUAUGUGAGCUAUCAGAUAUCCACCAAGACAGAUAACGAAACUUACCACAAGCAUCAUGGUGGUAAAGGAGGAAUCAUUGUUGUGCACCGUAGAUAUAGCGAUUUACUUUUGCUUUACAAUGUAUUGUUGAAUGACCAUCCAACUAGUAUCAUACCACCUUUACCUGAUAAGAAAGUGUUACAGUACCUUGCCGGGGACCGUUUCAGUCAAAGCUUCACUCAGAAAAGGUGUCACAGUCUGCAGAAUUUUUUGAGGAGGGUCGCCAACCACCCUGUGUUGAGCCAGUCGACUAUUUUAAUGAUGUUCUUAGUCAGUAACGAUUGGGACGCAUACAGGAAGAGUCUCGCGGGGCACUUACAAACGAACAAGGAAGAAGUAACCGAUGUAUUUAUGAACGCAUUCAAGACUGUGCAUAAGCAGAGUGAUGAAUUUGUAGAGAUCAAAGAAAAGAGUGAUAAACUGGAUCAUAACGUUGCCAAGAUCGAUAAGAUCUUUCAUAAAGUCGUGAAAAAACAUGAUGCUGUGGCCGAGGACUACGCAAAGUUAGGAGCGAAUGUUCAGGAUUUACAAGAGUUGUGUACGGGCGAGAAUGAAGCUCUUGCGCAGCGACUAAAACUUUUCAAUGAAGGCGUUACGCAACUAUCUUUCGGAAUACGUGAUCUAAGCAAAUACUUGGACUAUGAAUACAUCGUGGAUCUGAAAGAUUUGGAACAUUAUAUCGAUAGUAUGGGCCAACUAAUCAAAUUGAAGGACCAAAAGCAAAUCGAUUACGAAGAAUUAAGCGACUAUUUGACUAAAUCUAUCAACGAAAAGAACAAUUUGAUUUCCGGUUACGGUGGUAGUAAUUUUUUUACCAACAAACUUGAAGAGCUUGCUGGGAUCAACCAACAAGCUGCUCGCCGCGAUAAGAUUGAUAAACUCGAGACAAAAAUCACUUCACUAACCAGUGAACUCGAGACUGCUAAGCGUGUAGCUGACGCAUUCGAACACGAAACCUUAAAAGAAGUUACACUAUUCGAACAACUCAAGACACGUGAACUGAAGCAAUCAUUAUCCAGUCUCGCAGAUCAUCACAUAGCCUUCUACGAGCAAAUGCUCGACACAUGGACCAACAUCGAUCAACGUCUAUCUGUAUAG
This is a messenger RNA of Torulaspora delbrueckii, 1221 nucleotides long. It is a transcript of the gene SNX4, whose product is annotated as Snx4p. NCBI's taxonomy places the organism in Eukaryota, Fungi, Ascomycota, Saccharomycetes, Saccharomycetales, Saccharomycetaceae. The transcript has a single exon. Gene Ontology annotation, molecular function: phosphatidylinositol binding. Gene Ontology annotation, cellular component: phagophore assembly site. The record is from RefSeq and is a predicted model, not a curated record. Bases 1 to 1221 code for a protein of 406 amino acids. Gene Ontology annotation, biological process: cytoplasm to vacuole targeting by the Cvt pathway; autophagy.